GAACAACACUCCUGGCUAUGAAGUCAUCAUGCAUCUGGCAUGCAUUACAAACGAGAUGUAUAUAAAACAAGGAGCCUUCUGCAGCAUCCACAGUCACACACAGCCUUGCGAUUCGAGGCUGCACUUCUUCUGUCCCCCUUCAAUCCUACAUCACGUUCCUACAAUAUUGGAAUACUCAGCAGCAUGAUCUGGCUCAAAUCCACGAUUCUCCUCCUGGGCAUAGGAGGUGCCCACCUCCAGUGCUUCACGCCCGAUGCCAACAUUCCUCCCCUGGACAAAAAUGCAGAUCUCUCUGGCGCCACAGACUUUGGAUUUAACCUCUACAAACAACUAACUCUGGAGAAGCCUUCGGAGAACUUCUUCUUCUCCCCCUACAGCAUCUGGGCAGCCCUGGUUAUGGUGUACUUUGGGGCAGCGGGCGAUACCCAAUCGCAGCUGGCGGCAGGACUGGGCUUGAAAGACAAGCCUUCUGCUCACCGACUGUCGAAAGGGCUGGAGAUUUUAUACAAACAACAGAACAACGCCAACAUAAGUCUCGACGUGGCCAACAGAGCUUACUUCAACGAGUCUUUCGCUUUGCUUCCUUGUGUCCAAACCGUUUUCCCAGAUGAGCUACGCGUCCUUAAUUUCUAUGAUGCUAAGAAUGCAGCCGGAGCCAUGAACACCUUUGUCAAAGAAACAACUCGAGGCCUCAUCAGCAGCAUUGUGACGGAGGAAAUGGUCCGCACGGCCAGCAUGGUCCUCAUCAACGCUGUCUACUUUAAGGGCUUCUGGAAACAAGAGUUCAAAAAGACAAACACACAGAAGAGGGACUUCUUUGUUGCUCCAAGCAAUAAAAUUUCAGUUGACAUGAUGAGCCAAGUUUCCGGCUUCAAGUAUGGGGAAUCUGCACAACUUGGCGCACGGGUGCUGGAGCUGCCCUAUGCUGUGAGCAACCUCUCCAUGAUCCUUCUUCUGCCUAAUGCUAACGGGAAUGGAGGAAGUUCUCUCGCCAGUGUGGUCAGGGGACUCAGCAGCGCUGCUCUCAGAGAAGCCAUCAGUCCCGGAAAGCUGCAUUCUCGCCGCGUUGAUUUACUCCUUCCCAAGUUUAAAUUCCGCUCAGGUCUGGCUGAGGAAUUGUUGAACGCACUGAAAAAGAUUGGCAUCGUGGACAUCUUCGACAGGGAUCUGGCUGACAUAAGCCAGUUCAGCUCUAGGGAUAAGUUGGCCGUGUCAGACAUCAUCCACAAAGCUUAUGUAGAUGUCAACGAAGAAGGAACAGAAGCUGCGGCUGCCACAGCUGUCAUCAGUUUCACCCUAUCAUCUUUUGGGGCUCCUCCACAAAUUGUCCAGUUCCACUGCGACAGGCCUUUCGUCUUCAUGAUCUACGACAGACAGACGAACAACAUCCUCUUCGUUGGGGACAUCAAAAAUCCUGGAAAUUUCCAGAGUUAGUUGUAAUUGGUCAUGAGAUUCGGUGACUGGAAAGCUUUCGAGUGACCCAGAGCCCUCCACAUGACUCUUCAACUAUAUAAGUCUUUCUUUCAUCUGUCUUACUUAAUCAACUCCCUGACACAGACAUAUGUACACACAUGCACAAACCUGCCCAGGUAUGACAAACAAUUUCAUAAUUGCAUACACACACUUAAAUACAUGCAUCUACCCUGUACACAACCAUUAUAAAUUACACCAAGUAAUGUUAUAUUUGUGUUAUGUGCUUUUCUAUGUAUAAAAGUUGUUUUAUAUGGAAAUAUGAUAAUUUGUGAACCACAAUGUCCGCUUAAUCUCCUGACUUCUUUGAGGUUUAGUAGUGACAAAUGUAUCCAAAAAGGGUGGACAGGAGGGCACUGUGGCCACUACAAUUACAUACAUAUCUGGAAGAAGUGACCAGAAGAUUCUGUAUUUAUAUAAUAUGUCAAGAUUAAUAUGAAUCAAAUUUUCUCAUAGAACUUUUUAUACUUGAUUAAAUAUGAAUUGUCUGA
Macrobrachium nipponense is the source of this 1961-nucleotide messenger RNA. RefSeq names its product leukocyte elastase inhibitor-like. Gene Ontology annotation, molecular function: serine-type endopeptidase inhibitor activity. NCBI's taxonomy places the organism in Eukaryota, Metazoa, Arthropoda, Malacostraca, Decapoda, Palaemonidae. The record is from RefSeq and is a predicted model, not a curated record. The transcript has 6 exons. The coding region runs from base 40 to 1434 and encodes 464 amino acids.